Molecule: messenger RNA, 177 nt
Organism: Trichoderma virens Gv29-8
Lineage: Eukaryota; Fungi; Ascomycota; Sordariomycetes; Hypocreales; Hypocreaceae
Exons: 2
Coding region: 1-177 (58 amino acids)
Source: RefSeq, a predicted model, not a curated record
AUGUCUUGUAGUAAUUCUGUGCUUCUUAAGCUGUUGGUCCUAUCUGCUUCAACGUACGAGACAAGUGAUAUGGACCAGGCCAUGCGAAUUGGAAUCAAUGCUAGCGUUCCGGAUCUCAGUCUGGACAUGGGCCAGGUCACCGUCGCUUGCCCAGCUCGUCGGCCUCGGCGCAGCUAG